Messenger RNA from Sciurus carolinensis (gray squirrel), 3468 nucleotides. RefSeq names its product SATB homeobox 1 (gene Satb1). Gene Ontology annotation, molecular function: RNA polymerase II cis-regulatory region sequence-specific DNA binding; DNA-binding transcription factor activity, RNA polymerase II-specific. Gene Ontology annotation, biological process: regulation of transcription by RNA polymerase II; chromatin remodeling. The transcript is spliced from 12 exons. Lineage: Eukaryota; Metazoa; Chordata; Mammalia; Rodentia; Sciuridae. The record is from RefSeq and is a predicted model, not a curated record. Bases 582 to 2966 code for a protein of 794 amino acids.
GGCCAGCCCGCGCCUCACAAGCUCCGAAGCAGCGGCGGCGGCGGCGGCGGCGGUGGCGCGAGGUCCGCAGAUCCCCGGGGCGCAACGUGCCCGGCCCGAGGCGCCGCGGCUGGAUGCGCGCCCCGGGUAGCCGCGGGCUCCCGCGGGGGGCGCCCCGGACGCUCCGGUGCGCCUCCAGACUGCGGGCGCCGCGACCGCCGAGCCGAGAGCUGCUCCCGCCGGCCCCUUCCCCCUCCCGCCCCCGCCACCGCCCCCUCCCCCUCCCCCCGUUAACAUCUCCUCCCUCCCCUCUCCUCUUCCUUCCCUCGGCCCCGCGCGCUCGCUCGCUCGCUCCUCGCCUCGCUCUCCCCUUUAAACGCCCACUUCGGAUGGGGAAAGAAGACAACUUGAAGUCAAGUUGCAAUUAACUUCCGCGGCAGCCGCAGCUCGGCGGCGGCGGCAGACGAGGCAGUAGCCGCCGCCUCGGAAGUCCGACGCCGGCGCGCCCGCCCGGGGAGCUGUUCCUGGUCUCGGGCCCGCACUCGACAGCCACCGCUGCCCCCAGCGCUCAUGCCUGAGUGAUCUUUAGACAGUGACUGAGUAUGGAUCAUUUGAACGAGGCAACUCAGGGGAAAGAACAUUCAGAAAUGUCUAACAAUGUAAGCGAUCCGAAGGGUCCACCAGCCAAGAUUGCCCGCCUGGAACAGAACGGGAGCCCACUAGGAAGAGGAAGACUUGGGAGUACAGGUGCAAAAAUGCAGGGAGUGCCUUUAAAACACUCGGGCCAUCUGAUGAAAACCAACCUUAGGAAAGGAACCAUGCUACCAGUUUUCUGCGUGGUAGAACAUUAUGAAAACGCCAUUGAAUAUGAUUGCAAGGAGGAGCAUGCGGAAUUUGUGUUGGUGAGAAAGGAUAUGCUUUUCAACCAGCUGAUAGAAAUGGCAUUGCUAUCUCUAGGUUAUUCACAUAGCUCUGCUGCCCAGGCCAAAGGGCUAAUCCAGGUUGGAAAGUGGAAUCCAGUUCCACUGUCUUAUGUGACAGAUGCCCCUGAUGCUACGGUAGCAGAUAUGCUUCAAGAUGUGUAUCAUGUGGUCACAUUGAAAAUUCAGUUACACAGUUGCCCCAAACUAGAAGACUUGCCUCCUGAACAAUGGUCGCACACCACAGUAAGGAAUGCUCUGAAGGACUUACUGAAAGAUAUGAAUCAGAGUUCGUUGGCCAAGGAGUGCCCCCUUUCACAGAGUAUGAUUUCUUCCAUUGUGAACAGCACUUACUAUGCAAAUGUCUCAGCAGCAAAAUGUCAAGAAUUUGGAAGGUGGUACAAACAUUUCAAGAAGACAAAAGAUAUGAUGGUUGAAAUGGAUAGUCUUUCCGAGCUAUCCCAGCAAGGUGCCAACCAUGUCAAUUUUGGCCAGCAGCCGGUCCCAGGGAACACAGCCGAGCAGCCUCCGUCCCCCGCGCAGCUCUCCCAUGGCAGCCAGCCCUCUGUUCGGACCCCUCUUCCAAACCUGCACCCUGGGCUGGUAUCAACGCCUAUCAGUCCUCAGCUGGUCAACCAGCAACUGGUCAUGGCCCAGUUGCUGAACCAGCAGUAUGCAGUGAACAGACUCUUAGCCCAGCAGUCCUUAAACCAACAGUACUUGAACCACCCUCCCCCUGUCAGUAGAUCUAUGAAUAAGCCUUUGGAGCAACAGGUUUCAACCAACACAGAGGUGUCUUCCGAAAUCUACCAGUGGGUACGUGAUGAACUGAAACGAGCAGGAAUCUCCCAGGCAGUGUUUGCACGUGUGGCUUUUAACAGAACUCAGGGCUUGCUUUCAGAAAUCCUCCGGAAGGAAGAGGACCCCAAGACUGCAUCCCAGUCUUUGCUGGUAAACCUUCGGGCUAUGCAGAAUUUCUUGCAGUUACCAGAAGCAGAAAGGGACCGAAUAUACCAGGAUGAAAGGGAAAGAAGCUUGAAUGCUGCGUCGGCCAUGGGUCCUGCGCCCCUGAUAAGCACACCGCCCAGCCGCCCUCCCCAGGUGAAAACAGCUACUAUUGCCACUGAGAGGAAUGGGAAACCAGAGAACAAUACCAUGAACAUUAAUGCUUCCAUUUAUGAUGAGAUUCAGCAGGAAAUGAAGCGCGCUAAAGUGUCCCAAGCACUGUUUGCAAAGGUUGCCGCAACCAAAAGCCAGGGAUGGUUGUGUGAGCUCUUACGCUGGAAAGAAGAUCCUUCUCCAGAAAACAGGACUCUGUGGGAGAACUUGUCUAUGAUCCGAAGGUUCCUCAGUCUUCCUCAGCCAGAGCGCGAUGCCAUUUACGAGCAGGAGAGCAAUGCGGUGCAUCACCAUGGCGACAGGCCGCCCCACAUCAUCCACGUUCCAGCAGAACAGAUUCAGAGCCCCUCUCCCACCACCCUUGGGAAAGGAGAGUCUAGAGGCGUUUUCUUACCAGGCCUGCCGACCCCUGCACCAUGGCUCGGUGCUGCUCCUCAGCAGCAGCAGCAGCAGCAACAGCAGCAGCCGCAGCCGCAGGCACCGCCGCCCCCGCAGCCGCAGCCACAGCCGCAGGCAGGGCCCCGGCUUCCCCCGCGCCAGCCCACCGUGGCCUCUCCAGCAGAGUCCGACGAGGAGAGCCGGCAGAAGACCCGGCCACGAACCAAAAUUUCAGUGGAAGCCCUGGGAAUCCUCCAGAGUUUCAUACAAGACGUAGGCCUGUACCCAGACGAAGAGGCCAUCCAGACUCUGUCCGCCCAACUUGACCUUCCCAAGUACACCAUCAUCAAGUUCUUUCAGAACCAGCGGUACUAUCUCAAGCACCACGGCAAACUGAAGGACAACUCCGGGUUAGAGGUGGAUGUGGCAGAAUACAAAGAAGAGGAGUUGCUUAAGGAUUUGGAAGAGAGUGUCCAAGACAAAAAUGCUAACACCCUUUUUUCGGUGAAACUAGAAGAAGAGCUGUCAGUGGAAGGAAACACAGACAUUAAUGCUGAUCUGAAAGACUGAGAUCAAAGUAUUAUUUUCAUUCAACAGUGCCACUGGUAUUUACUAACAACAUGAAAAGUCCACCUUGUAUCUGCUCAGAAAACCUUCGUUGUUCAUGGUUUGGCCAAUGAAUCUUCAGAAACUUGCACAAACAGGAAAGUUGGGAAAGGAUAGUACAGACUGCACUAAUCGUUUUACUCUGUUUUACAAACUGCUUGGCAGCCCAGGUGAAGCAUCGAGGAUUGUUUGGUAUUAGAAUUUGUGUUCAAGGGCUGCACCAGUGUGUGUGCCCACUAAGCAUGAUACCAGAGAUUUUUUUUAAAUUAUUAUUAUUCUGGAGCCUCAAACAAGCAUUAUAACUUCUGUGAUUAUGAUUUCCUUUCCUUUAAUUAUUUCUGUAACACUCCACACUGAUCUUUGGAAACUCGCCCCUUAUUUUAAAGAAAAAAAAAAAAAAAAAAAGAGUUUGUUACUCUAUUGUAUGUUACAAAAGAACUAUAGACUGUGGAAUGCAGUUUAAAGA